CCAGUUCCUUCGUCUCCGCUCGAGGUCUGUCAGCCUCCCACGACGCAUUCCCAAGAUCCCAUGGCAGGUCUGUAUAUGCAGAUGAGCACCCUCAAUAUGGGCCCCGUGAACUCCAAUACAGCACCCCAGCCCUUUGUGAGGAUCUUGGAUGACGAUGCCCCUCGUCCUCCGCCUCCCAUUCGUGCUUCUGGGACGCCGCUUGAAGUCAUCACAUAUUGCCCAGAAGCGAGGGCAGUGGAUUAUUCGCUUUACUGGUAUCGCUUGCCGGACAAUCCGGACUUCUUGAUCUGUACAAAAUGUCAUGCCGAUCACAUUCGAACUACACCGCUGGCAGACAAAUUUGAGAAGAUCAAGCGGCCUGAUCACUUUUACUCGUCUUGUUGCUUCUGGGUUCCAAGGGUCAAGGAAGUCAUUUGGCCAGAGACUGUUCGAACCAGCAAUCUGGAUGCACUGCGUGCAUUCAUGGAAAAGCGUCUCAAUGUGAAGACAUGCAAAGGGCGUGACCCUACUCCCGCUUCGGAUGGUAUCAAAUGGUUCGGUAUGGCAGCCAGUGAGGUCAAUGGCUUCAUCUCGUGCGAGACCUGUUAUGAAGACCGGAUAGUAGGCACAGCAUUUGAGAGCAGGUUCUCUCCAUAUCGAGAACAGCCGGGCGGCGAGAACUGGUCUUGCGACCUCGCCGUGCCAUACAUCUCUCGAGCCGUUGUGAAGCUAGCCAAGCGGAACGACUGGGCUGCCUUUGUUGCUGAGGCGGCUCGCCGUCUCUCAUUGCCUAAAUGCGAGGGACAGGAGAUCCAGUCAAACAGCUGCAACUGGUACAUGCCACGCCGCCAGAUCGAGAACAUGAGAGCUUGCGAGGCAUGCUAUCUAGAUCGAGCUGGUAUGACACGGUUUGAGAACGAGUUCGAGAAGUACAAUAUGGGUACAGGUUUUGACGCCUACUUCGAACACAUGACCCAGAUAUGGUCAUGCAAACUGUGCGACUCCAAGUACUUCAACCUGGUAUGGGCUAUGGAGAAUGCCAUUGAUCAACGCAACUUCUCCGUCUUUGCCAGCUCGGCAGAGGUCGCCUGUCGACUCCCGCCCUGCACGGUGCACGGUAUUAUCCGCGGCAAUUGGUGGACGAUCCAGGGAGGAUGCGAUAAUUUUGACGUGUGUGAGAGCUGUUAUGUUUCAAUAGUCAAGACGUGCGGCGUCAGCCAGUUUUUUGAGCCUGCAAAGCGCGAUCCCGAGGCAACGCUCGUCUGCGAUUUCUGCGUUGCUAGCCCUCGAUUCCGCCAAUACCUCAGAAAGUUUGCCCAGUCACUGGAUCAGGGAGUCUUCAGUUACUACAUCGACUAUGUUCGGACCUUUGCCUCAGUUCCAGUUUGUCCCGGCCUGAAGACCGUUGAAAAGGGCAACUGGUGGGGAUAUCCUAAUGCUCUGUUCUGCCAGGACUGCUAUCUGAGCUUCGUCAUGGACACAAAACUGGGCAGCUUUGUCACUCUCAAGAAAGUGUAUGAUGAACGUGCCCAAAUCUGCCAGAUAUGGUCGUCGCGGAUGCGCACCAUGUGGCUCCAGGUAUGCGAUGCUGGUCCCCCCGGAUCACCCGAGUCAGAUGCCAAACUGGCCGAGUUUGUCGAAUUUGCGGCGAAGAGAUUGGAGACAUACACGCAAACCGUUCCUCAGAUGCAAUUCAUCCGCGAUAUGAAGCGUCUGAAGAUGCAAAACGCCAUGCAUCAGGGACUUUUGAGCGUCAUGUACAACGGCAUGGAUGGACUCGCGUCUGUGUCUGGCGCCGUGGAUGGGCACCUUCACGGCAACAGUCAGCUAGGCUGGUAUGCCACUGAGCAGGGAGCGCAGGGCGCGCAAAUGUUUAACAACAUGCAGGCUGGCUUCGCAAAUGCGAAUCGGAUGGACGAAUGGAUGCAAAUGUUCCAGCUGGAGAUGAUAUGGAAGGAGGUUGAGUAAGGUAAAUGGUUGACGCUGGAGUG
This is a messenger RNA of Trichoderma citrinoviride, 1970 nucleotides long. RefSeq lists its product as hypothetical. Bases 61 to 1947 code for a protein of 628 amino acids. Lineage: Eukaryota; Fungi; Ascomycota; Sordariomycetes; Hypocreales; Hypocreaceae. The transcript has a single exon. The record is from RefSeq and is a predicted model, not a curated record.